AUGGGGGAGAUUAAGCUCAUUAAGCCAUGCACCUCAGGCACCCUGUGCCGCGACUACAUCGUCGAUGAAACCUACGACCACGUCUUUAGGUCUUCUGUGUAUCGUUACUACGGCACCUUCACGCGCACGUUUCUCACCAUGUUUGAGAUCUUGUUCGCAAAUUGGAGUCCACCUGCGCGAGUGCUCGUGGAGAACUUCAGCGAGUGGUUCUCGAUUUUCUUUCUCAUCUACAGGUGCGUCCUGGGGUUCGCCGUGCUGAAUGUCGUGAAUGCGGUUUUCGUGCAGCAGACGAUGAAGACGGCCAGCUCAGAUGAAGAUCUUGCAUUCAAGCAGAAGGAGAAAGAUGUGGCCAUGUACACUCGCAAAGUGAAGAAGCUCUUCCAGACGAUUGAUGUAUCGGGAGACGGCACUAUCAACAUCGAAGAGUUCGCCAAGCUGGUUCAAUCACCAAAGAUGAAGUUCUGGAUGAGUCAAUUGGAGCUGGAGUACCACGACUUGCUCAGCCUCUUCGAAUUCUUAGACAACGGGGAUGGAGAGAUUACUCUCAUGGAGUUUAUUGAAGGAGCGUCACGCCUGCGUGGCGGCGCAAAAGCCUUGGAUGUGUGGCGAUUGGAGACAAAGCUGGAGGUGCUGUUCGAGGAGGUUCUGGGUUCGAUCCGGGUGGGCUCGCCAAGCUUCACGCUGAACGUGAACGGCGGUGGCGAAGAGCAGCAGGUCGUGCCCACGGUCUCCAACAACGUGCAACAGGCCUUCGAGAAGUCGAAGUUUCGGCAUAUCAGGAGUACAGCAGACCGCCGCCUGAACAGCGAGAAGUCCAUGACAGUGGAGUAA
This is a messenger RNA of Symbiodinium necroappetens, 831 nucleotides long. The record is from the annotation of a GenBank genome assembly. NCBI's taxonomy places the organism in Eukaryota, Dinophyceae, Suessiales, Symbiodiniaceae.